Molecule: messenger RNA, 1465 nt
Organism: Anguilla anguilla (European eel)
Lineage: Eukaryota; Metazoa; Chordata; Actinopteri; Anguilliformes; Anguillidae
Product: trans-1,2-dihydrobenzene-1,2-diol dehydrogenase-like
Exons: 7
Coding region: 258-1262 (334 amino acids)
Molecular function (GO): nucleotide binding
Source: RefSeq, a predicted model, not a curated record
AGCCAACCGUAGUGGCGCUAGUGAGCAACCAGGAAGAACAAGACCAGGAAAUGAGCUUCAAAAACGAAGUCUGGCUUUGGCCGCUUGGGUGCUACUGUUCCGUUGGACGACUGCACCAGGCAUAGUGCUUCUUCUGACAGCACCAUUUUAGAAGUCAGGACUUCCCACAGCACAGGAGCAAACAACGCCUGCUUCCGUCUUUCUGGACAUCACCCUUAUGCCAUUCCCGUCACCGGCUAACUAAAAGCGAGGUCAACAUGGCAACCAGGUGGGGAAUAUGCGGCGCCGGGAAGAUCUGCCACGACUUCACCGUGGCUCUGAAGACGCUUCCGGCUGGAAAUCAUAAGAUUGUGGCUGUGGCUGCCCGCAUUCUACAGAACGCGGAGGAAUUCGCCAAAAAGCACAACAUCCCUAAAGCGUACGGGAGCUACGAGGAGCUAGCAAAGGACCCGGAGAUAGACGUGGUCUACCUGGGCGUUCUGCACACGCAGCACCUGCGGGUCGGCCUGCUCUUCCUCCGCGCCGGGAGAAACGUGCUGUGCGAGAAGCCCUUCGCCAUGAACUCCCGGGAGGUGAAGCAACUCAUCGCCAGCGCCAGAGAGAACAACGUUUUCCUGAUGGAGGGCAUUUGGUCGCGGUGCUUUCCCGUUCACGUUGAGGUGUGCCGCUUGCUGGCCGAGGACACGGUGGGCGAGGUGAAGAUGGUGAAGGCCUACUUCGGCUCUCCCCAGCUCCACAUACCCCGAUCGGUGGAGAAGGAGCUGGGAGGGGGGGCCCUGCUGGACAUUGGGGUCUACUGCCUGCAGUUUGUGCUGAUGGUGUACAGGGGCGAGAGGCCGGAGUCCGUACACGCCACCGGCGUCCGUUUGGAAACAGGAGUCGACGAAUCCAUGGUGGUUGUUUUAAAAUUUUCCCGGAACAGAAUGGCCAUCUGUGGCUUUUCCAUCGCUGUAGCCAUGCCCAAUGACGCAACCAUCUGUGGCACCAAAGGAACGAUUACGGUCCCCUUUCCCAUGUGGUGCCCAACCCGCCUGGUGGUGAAUGGGCAGGAGUCACAGUACCCGCUUCCGGAACCGUCUAUGCCCCUGCAUUACACCAACAGCACUGGACUGCGCUACGAGGCAGAGGAAGUGAGGCAGUGCCUUCUCAAAGGGCUUAAAGAGAGCUCUCAGAUGUCACUGGAGGAGUCAUCCCUCUUGACUGAGAUCAUGGACGAAGCCAGGCAUCAGGUCGGGGUGGUGUUCCCCCAAGAUGGCGAGUGACCCCCUCUCCACGCCUCAGUGGCUCCUGUGCCGUAAAGAGAGGUCCUGACUUGGGACAGCGACACAGCCGAACUCCACUGCCUCACCCAGGAAGCCCCUGACUGCUCUGUAAAGCACAAUUCAGCAAACGUCAUCCGCUGUUAAAUCUGAAACUGAAGGCUCAGCCCUGAAAGCUCAAUAAAGAGUCAUGAUCAUGAAGUGUG